AUGAAUGAUUUCACAACUCUCACAGAGAGUGGCUGUGACCUAUCUAACUACAAGAUGGAGCUAGCUAGAGAUCGAAACAGCAGAACACUCUCUUUGAGAUCAAUCAAACGACCUUCGAUUUACAAUCUGAGGAAUGCACAGAAUGUGCAACAAUGCAUUCUUAGCAAUUCAGCAUGUAAUCUGAAUCAACUCUCAAUGGAUAUCAACGACGUGGCUUCUAUUUUCAACUCUGGAAAUUCAUCGAAUAUCUCGGCACUUAUGAACCGUAUAGAGAGUCUAGAACUCAAACCAAUACAAUUCGCAAAAAUAUUGUUCAAAAAUGAUAUUUUAAUUGAACCAAUUUUAAACGCAGUACAAUGUGAUAUAGAUAUUGAAACCAAGAUAAAGAUUUUCAACUUCUUACAGUUACUCUCAAAUGUUUUACCUAAAGAAAUUAUCGAAGAAUUUAUCGAUAAAGACCUUUGCUUAAUUAUCUUUUCGAUUCUGAGUGAAGGAAAUGAAUCCAUAUAUGAAUCACUCUAUCAUCUUAUAGCAGGACUUUGUUCAGUUUCUUCAUAUGCAAGAGAUGGCUUCAUUUCUUUUGGAAUCCAAACUACUCUAGUCGAAAUAGCCUCCAAUUCUUCCACAAAAUCAGCAGUAGAUGGCGCAUGCUCAGCUCUUGUUUCUAUUUUUCAGAAUUCAGAACCAAUUGAAAUAGCUAUCCUUUUAGAAUGCUUAGAACCAAUAUCCAAUCUUCUACGCCUUGAGUCAGCGAAUGCAGUUCAAGAUAUUAUCAACUGUUUGGUUGAAAUGUCGAACAAAACUCCCGCAAUCAUCUUUGCAAUGUAUUCUGCUGGAUUAUAUCCUGUAAUAUACGAACUCAUGGACAAUCCACAGCUAACUGCUUCAGCUUUAUGCCUCAUCGGAAACAUGAGUAACGCGAGUGGUCCACAAGUGAAGACUUUGAUUGAUUUGGGCAUCAUGGACAAGCUAUUGGCAUUCAUGUCUACAGAAUAUGUUACUUACUCCCUUUGGAUUUUGUCGAAUAUGAUUGAAUCUGCUCCGAAUUUGCUGUUGAGUUUCUUUGACAGCGAUUUCGUCAACAGCUUACUUCAGCAAUUCGACACAUCCGACUUCGAAGUCAAGAAAGAAGCAAUUUUCUUCAUUUCCACUUUAAUUGUUUUCACGGACAGCGCAAAUCUGGCUGUUUAUAUGACAGAAAACAUUGUUGAGUUCAUUAUAGAGAUGCUUGGCUGCGGAGUUUCGAUGAUCGAAUUGAGAUGUAUCGAUACUUUGAUAAAACUUCUUCAGGUUGCAUUAUCAAGUGAUGCAUUCGAAGGAUUUAUUAGUAGUUUGUUCGAAUCUGAUAUUAGAGAUCGACUUCAGGAAUUAAUUACACCUGAUAAUCUUAUUUUGGCCGAAAGAAGUGCAUUUUUACUUCAUAAGAUUGAAUCACUAUCUGUAUAUUAA
Messenger RNA from Trichomonas vaginalis G3, 1449 nucleotides. Its product is annotated as nuclear import signal receptor protein. Gene Ontology annotation, molecular function: protein binding. The record is from RefSeq and is a predicted model, not a curated record. The transcript has a single exon. NCBI's taxonomy places the organism in Eukaryota, Parabasalia, Trichomonadida, Trichomonadidae. Bases 1 to 1449 code for a protein of 482 amino acids.